Messenger RNA from Cladocopium goreaui, 1521 nucleotides. NCBI's taxonomy places the organism in Eukaryota, Dinophyceae, Suessiales, Symbiodiniaceae. The record is from the annotation of a GenBank genome assembly.
AUGCAGGUGGUUAUUGGAAUUGAGGCCUCCGAGGAGCAGGAGCCCAAGUCAGCCGCCGGUCGCUGGGGGAGGUUCAUGGGCUCGGAAAAGAGCCAGCCUGAUGGGUCGAUCGUGUCCAUCGGCCACGGUGAGGUCGGUGAAGCGCGAGCGGCGAAGGAAGAGCGGCACACACGCACCACGCCACACCUCCUGUUGCUGGGCGACCCUGGCACCGGCAAGUCGCAGUUGCUUCAGGCUGCACAAGAGUUGACGCGCAGCGUGCGCACCAGCGGCCUUGGUUGUACCAGCGCAGGGCUCACGUGCGCGGCCGUACGUGAUGGUGCAGACUGGGUGCUCGAGGCUGGCGCCUUGGUCCUGGCGGAUGGCGGUGUCUGUUGCAUCGACGAAUUCUCCACCAUUCGCAGUCAUGACAAGGCUGCCGUGCACGAGGCGAUGGAGCAGCAGACGGUAUCGGUGGCCAAAGCGGGCUUGGUAUGUCGCCUGCGCUCGCGCUGCAGCGUGGUGGCAGCACAGAAUUGUCGUGGCGCCAAAAAACAGGGCGCCAGUUAUGACCUGCAGGCCUCGGUGGCGGUGAACAGCGGCUUGCCGCCACCAUUGCUGAGUCGAUUUGACCUGGUGGUGGUGUUCGCGGAAGGUGGUAAGGGCGUCAGCGACUCUGACAAAGCGGAUUUCAUCAUCGACAGCCGAGAACCCGAGAAGAAGCCGGCUGUGCCAGGCGAGGUGGAAGAGAAAUGGAAUCAUAGCAGGUUGCGUCAGUACGUGGCAUGGGCCAAAGAGCGACGUCUGGACGAGGACGAUGAAGCCGGCUCUGCCACUCUGCUGCAGACGUACUUCGGAAAGCUCCGCAGCACCUCCCUGUCCACUGGGGGCACAGGAGGAGUCACUGCACGCACCUUGGAAAGUUUGGUCCGUUUAUCCCAAGCACACGCUAAGCUCAUGAACCACAGGACUGGGAAAGCUUUGCAAGUGGCGUGCUUGAAUGUGGAAAAUGACGCUGACGCCGCCGCCCACAGGUGUGUGCAGAUCGAAGAUGCCGUGGCAGUGGUCCUGUUGCACCGGGCCUCCUUACAGGACCAUGUGGUGGGAGCUGAAUCGGGCUUGUCCCCUACUGAAGACUUCGCGCCCAGCAUGCGUGAUCUACACGAUGAGACAGCUGCCUGCGGAGUGCACGUGUCUCUGGAAGGGCUUGGAUCGCUGAACCACGGGACGGACAUCGUGAACAAAGCCAUCUACGGCCGAAUCGAACAGGCGGUCCUUCGGAGUUUGAAGCUGUGUCGUUCCAGGAACGACCGACGCCAGCUGGUGCGGAUGGAAUAUCAGGGCGCUGUUCCCUUGGCGAUCGCGGAUAUCGCCAGCCCACAGGUCCGGCCAACAUCCUUGACACCAAGCCCACCAGCGUCACAGGUGCUGAGCCCGCAGCCGUGGCCUAACACGCCAGCUACCCAGCAAGCGGAGGCCAAACCCAGGGGAAGGCAAUUGGGGUGCCGCCUACGAUGAUGGGGACAACUCAUUGUGGCGAGC